This is a messenger RNA of Nicotiana attenuata, 1265 nucleotides long. RefSeq names its product secoisolariciresinol dehydrogenase-like. Lineage: Eukaryota; Viridiplantae; Streptophyta; Magnoliopsida; Solanales; Solanaceae. The transcript has 4 exons. The coding region runs from base 1 to 1197 and encodes 398 amino acids. The record is from RefSeq and is a predicted model, not a curated record.
AUGGUGAUGUUGGCUAUACCAAGUCUGCCGCGGCUAGAGUGGAGAGGUACUUUAGAUUAUUUUCUUAGCGGGGUUAUUUCAUUUCUAAAGGCUCAGCGGAUGGUUGAGAAGGGCUGUGAUGCUUAUCUAGCAUAUGUGAGAGAUGUCAAUGUUGAUACUCUAAUCGUCGAGUCAGUUCCGGUAGUGAGGGAUUAUCCAGAUGUAUUCCCAACGGAUCUUCCGAGCAUGUCGCCCGACAGGGACAUCGACUUUGGUCUAGUUGAACAAGGUUACGGUGAAGAACAGGGUGCUAGAGUGUACUCCAAGAUUGACUUACGUUCAGGCUAUCAUCAGUUGAAGAUUCCGGAACCAUAUAUCCCAAAGAUUUCCUUCAGGACUCGGCUAGAAGGUAAGGUAGCAUUUAUAACUGGUGGAGCUAGUGGCAUAGGAGCAGCCACAACUAGGCUAUUUGUUCAACAUGGUGCAAAUGUUACAAUUGCAGACAUUCAGGACAACCUCGGAACUUCCUUAGUACAAGAGAUUGGCACACAAAAGGCAAUCUUUAUCCAUUGCAAUGUCGCGAUUGAAUCGGAUGUUCAAAAUGCAGUAGAUGCAACAAUUGAAAAGUUUGGUAAGCUCGACAUAAUGUUCAGUAAUGCUGGUAUAGGAGGUAAGCCAAUUUCCAGCAUCUUAGAAGUCGAUUACGACAUAAUUAAGACCGUGUUCGAUGUAAACAUUGUUGGCGCCUUCUUUUGCGCUAAACAUGCUGCUAGAGUGAUGAUUCCGGCUAAAAAAGGUUCCAUUAUAUUCACAGCAAGUGCUGCGACUGUGGUCUAUGGUCUAGUCCCGCACGCAUAUUCUGCAUCAAAAGGUGCAGUUUUGGGACUUUCCAAGAACAUUGGAGUCGAAUUAGGUAAGUAUGGAAUAAAAGUUAACUGUGUUUCUCCUCAUUAUGUUGGCACACCACUUGCGUUAAAUUGGCUUGGAAUAGCUGAUAAACAAAUAGCAGACAAAUUGUUUGCAGAAGCAGGAAAUUUGAAAGGAGCAUUAUUAGAUGAAGAGGAGGUGGCAAAAGCAGUGCUCUAUUUGGCAAGUGAUGAUUCCAAAUAUGUAAGUGGAAUGAAUUUAGUUCUUGACGGUGGUUUUAGCACCACAAAUGUGGGUUUAGCCUACAACAAAUUGUUCCCAUCUACUACUCAUCAGACCACCAAUAAUUAAAACAGUGAAACUAUUUGCUUGGAGGAGGAGGAGGAACGGAUCUUGUAAAAGCAAUGCUUAUUAAAUCA